This is a messenger RNA of Anneissia japonica, 2488 nucleotides long. RefSeq lists its product as uncharacterized. The record is from RefSeq and is a predicted model, not a curated record. The transcript is spliced from 10 exons. The coding region runs from base 368 to 1357 and encodes 329 amino acids. Lineage: Eukaryota; Metazoa; Echinodermata; Crinoidea; Comatulida; Comatulidae.
GGAAAAAUAUCACAAUUCAGGAAACGAUACUUUGCACACAGUUGCACUUGCACAAAUAAAGGAAGACAUGACAAGUUCAAUUACCAGUCACUACAAAAACAGUAUUUGGUCGGCCAAAAUGAUUUAGAUGGAAUAUUCACAAAUUAUGGUUUCAGACAUUAAAUAUGGCCUCAAAAUGCUAUUUUUAGGAGCUUCUAAGCCUUGACACAGCCGGGGCCCUAAACAACCACAGCGUAAAUCUUGCAAGCGGAGCCCCCACCCGCCAUUCAGAAAUCAUCCUCCGGAAGCUGGAUACCCAUCUGAGAGAGCUCUCUUGGUGGAGAACUCAACACAUUCGUGAAAAAAAUUAUAUGUACUUUUACAGAAUAUGAGGCUCAAAAUGUUGAGACUUGACAAUGCAUACCGUACACCAGAUUACACAAGUUGUGAUCCCAAUGAGGCAUUUGUUUGCCCUUAUGAUUCAAACCAUAUAAUAAGAGCCAAGCGGUUUCCAUACCAUCUAAAGAAUUGUCGCAAGAAUUUUCCACUAUCAAAUAUGGCUCAUUGCCCAUUUAAUGCACGACAUGUUGUCCCUGGACCAGAGUACAAGUACCAUCUGGCAAACUGUCCUGAUAAACAGGUCAUCGAGCAGGAUAUUGCAUAUGGUCAUGAGAUGCAGAAUGGUGAAGAGACCAUCUUAAAAGGUUGCACUGAUGUUCCACCUUACAACAUGUGCCCACUACCAACAUCAUCUGAAGACUGGGAUAAGGAAAUGUUGUGUCAACCCAAAUACGAUUACAAUCCACCUACAGAUGUUGGGCACCAAUUAUAUCGAAGCACUUGUGGGAUGACUCCUGCUGAGAAGAGAGCCCACCGAGAAUACCUGAAAAAGCAAGACGAACGACGAAAGGCAGGAUUGCCACCAGAGCUAGAGUAUAGGCCUACUGAUGAAGGCUCCAACUUAGAUGGUCCCAAAGUGUCAAGCCCUUUGAGAUUGCCACAUGAACCUGCAAUGGCAUAUCAGCAGGUCAAUCAGAAUGAAUCGGCCAGUGGUGAGAAUGCUAGGCUCGGACUGAUUGGUCUUGGACGAGGGCUUCUGAUGAAUAAACAAAUGAUGAUGGUGAAUGAGUUAAAUAAUCAGGAUAAACAACAUGAUAAUGUCAUGAAAACACAGAGGGCAGUAGCACCCACUGCCCAAGGUUUUGGACACGGCAGAGCUGAACUGAAUCCAACCAAUGAACAUGCAAUUGCUCUCUCUGCCCAAACUUAUGUGAGAAUGGUAGGUCGUGGACGAGGAGGUACCCCACAGAACCGCAACAGACAUCCUAUAGGAGGUCUUGCUGGUCAAAGGAGCAGUGCGAUUUAUAUCGCACAGUAACUGUGUGCGAUUGUAGCAGAGUGAAAGUAGUUAUUAGUGAAGUAAAAAUUACAUUGUAUACUACAGUUGUUUGUUGCUCUCAACAUCUUAGUGUACCAAUGUAUUUAUACUUUACUUUUAAUACAGUAAUUCUAAGCCAUUCACUAAAUCAUACUAUGCAAAUUGAUUUGUGUUUUAUAUUUUUAUGUUUUUAGCUAUGCCACCCUGUAUUAAGGGACCUUGUUCAUUGCUAUGUUAAGUGGUCUAAUUUUCUCUCAUACUGAAUUUAGUGCUUCAAUAGUUUAUUUUCCACUACACACAACAAUUGUACAUUGUGAAAUACACUAAGCCAAUUCAUAAGCCAUUAGCUUGAUCAACUCUCCCAAUUUAGACAAAUAUAUAGUUUAUGACUUCACUUCAAAUUUCCAGAAUCCCCUUUUCUACUCAGUGUUCUUUAUUUAUAGUAAGUGAAGAUAGAGAAGGGAACCUCUAGAAAAACGGAUAACAGUUUUGUUUCACCCAAUUUUAUUUCUUGAUGCCCAACCAUAAGUCGUUAAGGUAGAAAACAAUUAUGAUAUGAAAUUUAUUUUUAUGAAAAUUGAAAUGGUAUGCACAAUUCAAGGAGUGUGGCAAGGCUGUGCUCUGAUGUGCAUUACAACAUUGUAAAAAAUGUUUGAAAAAUGAUGAACAUUUUUAACUCAAAAAUGAUUGAAGAAGUCAUUUUGUUUAAAGAUUGUAAUUGUUAUAUGUAAGCUUUUUAAGAGUUUAAAAAAUAUGUUGUCAAACCUUGAAUAAAUUUUGGUUAGAAGUGAAUGCAAUGCUUUUAGGUUUGAAAAUUCAAAAUUGAUGUAACUUUUUAGUAGGAUGAGGAUAUUCUGAAGAACAUGCUCACGAAGUACUAUUUAGGCUUAAGCGAAGGAAACUAUUUUUUUUUUCAUAUUUCUUUGUGGAUGAAAGCGACAGUGCUUUAACAAUUUAUUCCAGUGGUUUUUAUCUUUACAGUGUUUUUAAGGUUCUUUCACAGAUACAGCAAAGACCUACAAAAAGUUGUGAAUUCUAUGACAAUUGUUAUUUAAUAAGCCUAUAGAAAUUUAAACUUCAAGUUGUUUUUUAUCGUCAAGUUCAAAUAAAGUCCAGAUAGUUUCAUUAUAA